GCAUUUUGCCUACUUAGGUAGGUAAGAGGUUUCUUGGCAGUUUUCUGCGACAUCCCUGCUUACGAAAUAGUUUGCGAGCACGUGGGUUCUUGACCCCGUCACGUGCGCUCCACCCUCUUUUUGUCUUUGUUGGCUAUAUAAGCUCGCGUCCUCCUGUGCUCUUUUCUUCUUAGGCAUAGCAGGGAGGAGCGGUGGAGAUAAAAUCAAUGACAGGAUUCAUCUCAUGGUCCAUGGGAUGCAGUUAUGGUGUUGUGGAGGGAUGGAAGGACUUUGGCGACUACCUUCAUAAACGCAGCAUGGGAUACGACGUGAUGUCGGGGUGGGAUUGGGUGGAGCGAGAUAUGCUGCUAGAGGACAUCAUGGUUCUAAGUGGUGGUGUUCGUCAUGGGCUGGUGGCGAUGGUGGCUGCGGUGGUGACGAGGAGCUGGGAUCGUUGGGGAUUGCGGUACGUUGGACGGAAGUAUGAGGUCGCAGGUUGUCUUAAGCUAAUGUUCAAAAAACGUAUCGAAGAUAUUCGUAAUUCUCAUUGCCAUCGCACCUUGGCGCCUGUUGUCAGGUCCCUAAGCUUUCGAAGGUACGGAUCGAGGAAUAUCAUCACUCCUCGCUAUGAUGAUGAAACGCUGCGAAUCUCCAUUAUCGGGGUUCCUGGGUCCUCCCUGGGUCAUGGGACGAGUCUUGAGAGUUUGUUGAUACCACGAAGGGUUGACAGCGACAGUUUGAAGUUCACGCUUCACUCUGUCCCCACCAUUGGAAGAGUCGUCGUUUGCUUUCGACAACUCCUCCGAGCUUCCAACCAACGGAGAAGACUGAGAGGACGAUCACGAUGUAUAAAUACCCUAGAUCAAGAUGUUGCGGAAGUACUCCGCAAGUGAUGGUGAUGCCAGAGCACGCUCCCGGGUAGUGAUGAGUAAGUGUAUUGGGUAGGGGAACUUCGGAGACCGGUCUAAUAGUUUUAUCCAGCUCGACAGAGUUUCAAGCAUCGGAUCCUAUCCACGG
Mytilinidion resinicola is the source of this 996-nucleotide messenger RNA. RefSeq lists its product as uncharacterized. The record is from RefSeq and is a predicted model, not a curated record. The transcript has a single exon. NCBI's taxonomy places the organism in Eukaryota, Fungi, Ascomycota, Dothideomycetes, Mytilinidiales, Mytilinidiaceae. Bases 207 to 872 code for a protein of 221 amino acids.